CUCAUUUACUAGUGUAUAUAAACAUCGAAUCAUAUGCCAUUACCUGAAUGAAUCACCAUCUAAUUACCUCACACCUUCUCUCUAUCUCUAUCUCUAUCUCAAACGUCACAAUUCACAGAAAUACACAAAGCCAUGGCGAAAUCUUCAUCUCUCGAACUUGACUUUUUCGCCAUGGCGGAUAAAGGAUCUACUGCUCUCCCACCGCCCACUGCUGCCCCCGUUUUUCAGCGUAGAAGAAGUUUUCGAGAUAUACAAGGUGUUAUAACGAAGAUGAAUCCAGAGGUGGUGAAGAGCGUGAUUGGGAAUGGCGAUUUUGCGAUUCCUUCUCCUCAAUUUGAUCCUAAACUUAGCCUGCGGUGUGGGGGUGAUGAGAAUAGAGCUCCAAUGACCAUUUUCUACAAUGGAAUGGUUUCUGUAUUUGACGUCUCUCCACGCAAGGCACACGAUAUUCUCAAAGUCGCUGAUGAAAUGCUUCCUUCUGAAUCGCCCGAAAACUUGGAAUCCAACUCAAAUGGUGAAACAAAUUUGCUGGAAUCUUUCAAUGGAGAUUUGCCCAUAUCAAGGAAAAUUUCUCUGCAAAGGUUUCUGCAGAGGCGAAAGGAAAGGGUUGAACAUUGAUGAAGACGUAAUAACAUAAUCGUGCAAAAAUCAAGGUCGACAAUUAUCUUUAUUACUUUGUCUGAGACUGAGUCACAGGAGGAGUUUCUAUAUUUUUCUAGAUUAACUUGACAAAGUCGAAGCACUGAACAUGUGAUAAAAUUGGAAUUUUAAAUUCCAAGUCAAUUAUUAGUAAAGUAAGUAAACACGUGGGUCAAAUGUUAUUAACGCGGUUUUGAAUUUGAAUGCAGGCUAAUUACGGUGUCGCCAUACUAAGAAAGCACGUUUUUAGGUAUUAGUAACACGUUUUGAAUUUGUGGAAGGGAAAAAAACAUAAUUAUUUAUGCUAAUUACCUAAGAAAAAGGAGAUGAAAUGGAGGUGGUUGGAUCCGCAAGAAGCACGUUUUUAGGUAUUAGUAGUAACACCUUGUUUCGUCGCACUUUCAUGGGUUGGCUUUUUGCUGCGGCUGCAGUUUCUUGGUUAGUCACGUGGAUAGUGAGGAAUGCUACGACCACUUUUUUCAUUUUAUUAGUAUUUUACAAUUAAAUUACAAUAUUUAUUGUAUGUGCAGAGUAAUUUCUUGCAAUUGACUUUAGUGUGUGCUAUAUAUGUUAUGCUAUUUGCCACCUA
Salvia splendens (bonfire salvia) is the source of this 1228-nucleotide messenger RNA. Its product is annotated as protein TIFY 9. The coding region runs from base 133 to 618 and encodes 161 amino acids. The record is from RefSeq and is a predicted model, not a curated record. Gene Ontology annotation, cellular component: nucleus. Gene Ontology annotation, biological process: regulation of jasmonic acid mediated signaling pathway; response to wounding; regulation of defense response. Lineage: Eukaryota; Viridiplantae; Streptophyta; Magnoliopsida; Lamiales; Lamiaceae. The transcript is spliced from 6 exons.